Mytilus californianus (California mussel) is the source of this 1106-nucleotide messenger RNA. RefSeq names its product 3-mercaptopyruvate sulfurtransferase-like. Gene Ontology annotation, biological process: transsulfuration. Lineage: Eukaryota; Metazoa; Mollusca; Bivalvia; Mytilida; Mytilidae. Gene Ontology annotation, molecular function: thiosulfate-cyanide sulfurtransferase activity. The coding region runs from base 137 to 1030 and encodes 297 amino acids. The transcript is spliced from 4 exons. The record is from RefSeq and is a predicted model, not a curated record. Gene Ontology annotation, cellular component: mitochondrion.
GAUUUGUUUAAUUGACACCCUAACGUAACUUUGUACUUUUGGUGUCACCAAACGUUUGUGUCCCGGGAAGAGAGAAACUUAUGAUAUGUUUAUGUCUGGAAAGACGGGCCGUGUCUCAGUACCAUACUGACUGAGAAUGUUGACAAAAGCAAGUGCUCUGGUCACAACUAAAUGGUUGCACAAUGUUUUGAAAAGUGGAGUUCCAAAAGACAUUAGGAUUCUUGACUCUACUUUUCACUUGCCAUCUUCGAACAGAAACGGUCGACUAGAAUAUGAAGAAAAGCAUAUCCCGGGAGCGUCAUAUUUUGAUAUUGACGAAUGCUGUGAUAAAUCCUCUCCAUACGGUCACAUGUUACCAGACAUAAAACACUUUGAGCGGUAUGCAGGCAACUUAGGUAUUGAUCUAAGCACUCAUGUUAUUGUUUAUGAUAAUAGUGUAAACUACGGUUUUUUUUCUGCUCCUAGAGUUUGGUGGAUGUUCAGAGUUUUUGGACAUGAAAUGGUGUCUGUUCUUGAUGGUGGUUUUAUGAAAUGGUGCUCUGAGGGUUUACCGACGACAUCGGAAGUUAUUCAUGUUCCGAAAACAAUAUUCCACGGACUUUAUCACCCUCAUUUAGUAAAGUCAUACAAGGAUAUUGAGAAAAACUUAAAAGAUAAUUCAUUUCAAUUAAUGGAUGCUCGAGGAGAAGGGCGAUUUAUGGGAAUCAAACCGGAACCAAGAGAAGGUAUAGAGCCUGGUCAUAUACCGGGUACAAAGAAUCUCUGUUACCAAAAUAUUGUGGAUAAGGAAAGCGGUGUUAUGCUUGAUGUAAAAGAGCUUAAAAAACUUUUCAAUGAAACUGGAAUUGAUUUAUCGAAACCAUUAGUAUCCACUUGUGGUUCAGGUGUAACUGCUUGUUGCACGACAUUUGCUGCCUAUUUGUGUGGGAAAGAAGAUGUGUCCGUAUACGAUGGGUCAUGGACAGAAUGGUAUCAAAGAUCAACGCCAGAUAUGAGAUUUUGUCCUAGUGAUAAAAAACAAUCAACAUGAAAUGUAAACUGUUAUAAUUUAUAGAAUGAUCUGCUGUGUUCUUGCUAUUUAUUUAUUAAAUAUGUUAUUAAAUGAA